Lingula anatina is the source of this 2634-nucleotide messenger RNA. RefSeq names its product regulatory factor X 4. Gene Ontology annotation, molecular function: DNA-binding transcription factor activity, RNA polymerase II-specific; RNA polymerase II cis-regulatory region sequence-specific DNA binding. Gene Ontology annotation, biological process: regulation of transcription by RNA polymerase II. The record is from RefSeq and is a predicted model, not a curated record. Lineage: Eukaryota; Metazoa; Brachiopoda; Lingulata; Lingulida; Lingulidae.
AGUAGCGCCGCAUUCCAGCGUUAGAUCCAGCGCCUAGACACCGCGCGGUAACAGCGUAGAAACCACUGGGUGAUUCACCAUCUUUCUUCCUUACCACUAGUACCGCUAUUACCCGGCUAUCGCGACAUCAAUGGACGACUGCAGCGUGUUCGAGACAAGCGCCGGGCAACCGUCUGUCGUCUCCCCUGUGACUGUCACCAACGCCACACAGAGCGUUGACACGGGCGUAGACCGAUGGCCAAACUUAUCCCCCGACAUUGGAAAACAUAUAACAGAUAUAGGGAAUAGCACUUGUGGGAAAGGCGCUGGAUUUAUCUCUAGCGAAAAGGGUCCAAAACAAGCACCGAUACGACCGCAUUCAACCCCUCUUACUCUGAAAUGGCUGGACGAAAACUACGAGGUAGCAAUCGGGGUCUGUAUUCCCAGAAAUCAGCUGUACUUACAUUACCUGGACUUCUGCGACAAGAACAGAUCUCAGCCAGUUAAUGCUGCAAGUUUUGGAAAGAUAAUCCGACAACAGUUUCCAUCAAUAACCACCAGACGUCUCGGUACACGUGGACAAUCCAAAUACCAUUACUAUGGGGUUGGGGUCAAAGAGUCAUCCCCGUAUUAUGACAUCAUAUACUCCAAAAACGGGAUGGACAGCAAAGAUGACUCUAAGACGGACAACGCGAAGCCGCAUAUAGUUUAUUCCCCUCGCUCUAAACUGGGGACGCUUCUGCCGGAAUUUCCAGAGGUGAAAGAUAUUAAACUCCCACCGGAUAUACCGCAGGAAAAGGUAAUAACAUUUGUCAUGAUGUACCGCACACACUGUCAACGGAUUCUGGACACAGUGAUUCGCGCCAACUUCGACGAGGUUCAGAACUUCCUGCUCUACUUCUGGCAGGGCAUGCCUUCCCAUAUUAUCCCCAUAUUGGGCAGCCAGACGCUGGUCAGCCUAGUGGGAGUCUGUGACGCCAUACUGUACAAGGCCAUAGCGAGUGUUCUUAUCCCGACCAUUCUGCAGUCGUUGCCAGACAGUCUUACUCAAGAUAUUAGAAAGUUUGCAAAACAGCUCAUAGCAUGGACACAUAGUGCAUUGGAAACAUUGCCAGAAAACCUUUGCUCUAUGAAACUGAACAUCGCCAAUCGUUUUGCUCACGUGUUACGGAGACAGACGGCACUAAACCAUUUGUGCCAAGCAGCACGUGGUGUCGCUGAAUGUGGUGACGUCACCGACCAGAUGCUCGAUGAUUGGAGGACUAUAGAUAUCCAGAGCGUGAUAAAACAGACUCUUUACACGUUAGACAAAUACAGGAGUGCCACAGCGGAGAUGAUGUUGCAAUUUACCCAGGAAUUUGAAGAUCUAAUGGAGAACCAAGGUACACUAGAGUCCUAUGCAGAAUGGUUGGACAGCCUCAUCAAUACAUGUGUGAUAACGCCAAGUUUCAAGAGCUCUAACAGCCUAAAGAAAUGUGCCAGACAGUUCUUAUUAUUGUGGUCGUGUUUCGGUACUCGAGUUAUAAGAGACAUGACCCUGCACAGUGCGCCCAGUUUUGGAUCCUUCCAUCUACUCCACCUUAUGUUUGACGACUAUGUGAUGUUUAAGUUGGAAAUGCUACACAGAGACGAGGAGACAAGGAAACUUGCACAAUCCAUCAAGGGCGAGACAGUCACGGAUAAAGAAGACGACUGUGUCUUCCCAGAUGCUUCCCUGCUUAGACAAUCUACAGUGGCAGAGCCUGCUGAAACAGGACAGAACAAAGACUGUCAUGGAAGUGUCACAGACGUGAAUAGAAACAGUGUCAUAACAAGUGCUGUCCAAAAAGCAUCCAUCCAGGAAGAUCUAAUUCUAGGUCAAGGUCAAAGUCAAAGGGGAAGCCAGGUUCAUUGUCAAGGUCAGAGUCAGCGUGGCGUCCAACUGCAUGAGCAACAGCUAUCUGCUACAGACAAUAGAAAUUAUUAUUACAGAAAAGGUCAUAGCAUCAGGCCGGCUCAUCAAAACAGACAUUUUUCGGAUUCGACGAUUACUCAAGGAAAACAGAGAUCCAGCAGCCUAAGCGGUUUUGCCGAAACACCAACUGCGGCAACAGGAAGGAAAAAUAUCCAAGCGGCCGCUACAAGCGGUGAUAACCAGCGUCAAAACGAAGCUGCAUUACAGACCUCCGUUGUUGACUAUAGCGGCGCUUCAUCUGGUGAAGGAAGUUCAACUAUUUAUGACAAUAACAGUACUAGUGACAGCUCUUCGAACCCUCAGUUGCCACGCCAGUUUAAGCGGCCACACAUGUUUGCAGCGUCUUUUCCCACCAAACGCCGCGCCACAAGUUUGAAUCAAUCCAUGUACAACUACGGCGACUACCCUAGUGUAGGGGGGCAGUCAUUGGGCUCUCAAAGUUUUCAAAGACCCCACAUAUCCUCCUCGUUAAACCAAGGGCUUGUCGGCGCGGUAUGCCAGCAGGAGAUGUACGACAUGUUUGGAGAAAACCAACUACAAUGCGAGAGGCAGGGCGGCUCGGGACCAUCUUUAUCCAGUCCAGAAGAUGCCCCAAACCACAUGCAAAGCGCCGACAGUCCAAACCAAGCACCAUUCUCGGCUACGACCACGUGGGGAUAUUGUAAUGAUGGGAGAGUAGUUUCCACACCACUACAGGCCAU